Messenger RNA from Oldenlandia corymbosa var. corymbosa, 2292 nucleotides. NCBI's taxonomy places the organism in Eukaryota, Viridiplantae, Streptophyta, Magnoliopsida, Gentianales, Rubiaceae. The record is from the annotation of a GenBank genome assembly.
AUUAUAAAUGGCAUAAUCAAUUGGGCUACUUGAUUUAUGAUAACACAUGAAUCCAAAAGUUAAAAAGUAAUUAUAGUAAGGCCCAAGCCCAGACUGGGCUAUAACGGCCAUAAUUCAAAAGUUGUCCCUUUCCCUCGUUCCCUUCCCAUGAAGGGGAAAAUCGAGAGAGAAAAGGGGAAAAUUCUCCAAAGCUAGGGUUUUUCCAAAUUGUUGUAAGAUUCUUGAAAUUGAUCCAUCUCUUUCCGAAACCCAGAAAAGUUUCUCGGUUUAAUUGCAAACUGAUGGAGAAUGUGUUGGAUGUAAUGGAAAGAAAAAAGCAAGCAUCAGAUUUGAAGGGUGAGACCCAUGACCCAAAAGAAUCAACUUCUUCGACUAAAGAAAAUGUUGUAGAAAGGCAUCUACAACCACAUUUUGCGGCUGUUACACCGGAGAAACCUAUUGAGGCCUCGUUAUCGAAUAGCAUGAAGGAAGCUGAGCUACUACUUCCUCACAAGUACAAGAUUCUAUUGGACUUUCUUGACCGAAUGGUUUCUUCAUUGAGACUACUUGCUUUAUCCAAUAAGCCUCCUACUUUCCAUAACAUUUCCCGUCAAGUGGAAAUCUUUACUAAGAGAAAGUUCGAGUACAAGCAUCUGGCGCAGAUAAAACAUUUGCUGCCUGAAGCUGUCAAUAUUGAAAAGAUGCUUAUGCAUAAUGCAGAAACUUUGUGCCUGAACCCAGAAAUUAAAAUUACCUUGAGUUUGGACAUUGUUGAAGGUUGCCGUGAAGAAUCUGUCUUUAUUGCUCUGCACAAUCUUUUGGUUUCGAGGCUAAAAGCCUUCUUGGAUAAACAAUUAGAGGCUUCUGAUAUUCCUGAAGCUGAACUGCCCUUUGCUUAUAGCCAGAGAGAUGCCACCAUCAAUAGAGAACCAUUACCGUUGGAGGAUACAUUGACUUCAAGUAGAACCGAAGUGAUGAAUUCAUCACAUUUCAGUCCAUCCCACGCCCCAUAUUUUGUAGAAAGAGGUAAUUUGGAUAUAGCAGAGACAACAGGACUCAAUCCUGUUUCAUUACCAAGUUCAUCUUUGUCAAUUGGUGAAGAAAUCAGAAGCGAAAGGACAAUCCGUGAUUCAAGUUCAAAGCCUAUGCUUGAACAAAAUAUGAUCUCUAGCUCCAGACAAGAUGUGGGUUCUAGCACUUUGGAUAGGACUCCUCUGAAAUUUGUCUCAGAAAGUGGUGAUUUAAUGCUCGAAACUCCUGCACUGUCCACUCCAAAGAGAGUAUCUUCAUCCACUGUUGAAGGGAAGCAGAAGACUUUGAUAACUCAAACUUGCACGUCUUGCAAUCAGACAGCAAAAAGAUCCUUAGAUUUUUCUAAGCUGGAUGAAGGAGAAGAAAAUUCAUUGAACCUGAACCCCACUUUGUAUGAGGUGGACCAAACCGAAAGUUUACUAGAUACAUCUACCCAAAUGGAAAUGAAGGAAAAGACAGUCUCUGCAUCUUAUAUUACUUCUUCCCAGGAUAAAGUAAGCAUUUUCUGUGGUGGAAAGGACAAUGAGAUCAUUCCUCCUGCACACGAGCAAACAUCAGUUGGCUUGUCCGAAUUUGCUGUUUCAAUCCAGAAAUUGUUUCAAUCUGUCAACCUACGUGCAAUGACAAAAGACGAACUAUUUCAAAAGAUUAUUAUGAACAAUUUUGAAUUUGAUGAGGAAGGCCAUAUUGAACAAAAAUUAGAGAUUCUUGAAAAGCUUGUUCCAGGUUGGCUUUCCAAAAAAAGGAUGCUGAGUGGCGAUCUUACGUACAGCCUCAAGAUGGUACCAGACUUGCAUUCUAUUCUUGAAAUGGCCACAACCAUUUGAUGACACAAGUACGAGGUAAGCAGUAUCUCGUGCUUCAUCAUAGUGUUUGUUCCAGUGUGUCCAGGGUGAACACUUUCCCCUUUCGUCUGAAAUGUCUAAGAACUUUUGUCCUCUCCUUUGCUUUGAUAAAUAGGGUUUGAGGGCGUGGGACCAAAAUUUGUUGGCAACUGGAAGAGUGGUACAACCAAAUGUGUUUGGUUAUCAGGAUUAUGGACAUUUGUUUCUCCAGAUUUGUUCUUGUGUGUAAACUACCCCCUGUGAUCUACGUUUGUAAGUAAACGGUGUACCAAUUCCAACAUCAAUCCAACAUUUGGUCAGCUCAUUGUCAUUUACUCUGUUUCUUCUUUUUUAUUUUUCAUGCAUAUGGAAGAAGCACAAUGAGAUUAGUUACAGAACAUCUACUGGUCGGGUGUUGCCGAUACAUAGCAACCUAAGAGAACAGGAGUCUUUUAAU